This is a messenger RNA of Amphibalanus amphitrite, 3147 nucleotides long. Its product is annotated as glycerol-3-phosphate acyltransferase-like. Gene Ontology annotation, biological process: ether lipid biosynthetic process. The record is from RefSeq and is a predicted model, not a curated record. The transcript is spliced from 13 exons. Gene Ontology annotation, molecular function: glycerone-phosphate O-acyltransferase activity. Gene Ontology annotation, cellular component: mitochondrial membrane; peroxisomal membrane. Lineage: Eukaryota; Metazoa; Arthropoda; Thecostraca; Balanomorpha; Balanidae. The coding region runs from base 189 to 2030 and encodes 613 amino acids.
GGACGCGUGUAUAUCACACCACGCAGGCCGGUGCUAGCAGACGCCGGACGUGAGAUUGCGGCCGACUGAUUCAGACACCGGCAAAUAACCGACUCGAGAGAGUGUCGGCUGAAACGGCUCCAAUGGAAUAAUUGUGGGUCUACUGCAGAGGAAGGUGGCCAGUUUCGUCAACAUCUCCAUCAAGCAAGAUGACGGAGGACAUUCUGGCCAGCCGCCGGUCAAAAGGCGACCUCUGCUGGGUCCUCAAGUCCUGGAACCAGGACGCCGGAGAUUUCUCUCCAAAACUACUGCCAAUGUCGCUCUUAGACUGCGUCAAAAGUGAUGCCGGAGUCGUGACAGCACUCGCUCAGCUGCCGGCGGCCGAGCAGUGCCAAGCGCGGGACCAGAUCGACGCCAUAUUCACCGAGAUGCACCACAACUUCAGCGUCGGGUCGGUGCGCCGAGUCGGCUACUCGCUGGCCAAGAUAUUCAAACAGCUCUACGACAGAAUUUGUGUGGAGCGGGCUGGCAUCGAACAGGUUCGCGCCCUGCCGGCCGGCAUUCCCACUCUCUACCUGCCCACCCACCGGAGUUACGUGGACUUUCUGCUGGUCUCCUACAUCUGCUUCCACUACGGGCUCCCGCUGCCCGUCAUAGCCGCCGGAAUGGACUUCAAGUCGAUGCUGUGCGUGGGCGACAUCCUGCGCAGCUGCGGCGCCUUCUUCAUCCGCCGCCGGCUGAACGGAGACCGUCUGUACGCGGCCGUGCUGCGUGCCUACGUCCAGGCACUGGCACUCAACAGCCCGCAGCCCUCAGAGUUCUUCAUCGAGGGCACACGCAGCCGCAGCGGCAAACCGCUGCCGCCGCGCACAGGUCUGUUGUCGGCUUAUCUGGAACUGUUCCACACUGGCCGAAUACCGGAUUUACACAUCGUACCAAUAUCCAUCAGUUACGAGCGUGUUCUCGAAGAAAACUUAUACGCUUACGAGAUGCUGGGCAUCCCCAAACCACCAGAAUCUACUGGGCGUCUGGUGGGCGCCGUCAGCGUGCUCGCCGAGAACUACGGCGCCGUGCACGUCCGCCUGCUGGGCGUGCACUCCCUGCGCUCCGCCAGCGGCCCGGACCUCCGCAGCUGCCGGCUGGCCACCGAGGUGCUGCGCGACCAGCUGGCCGGCGCGCGGCUGCCCGCCAGCUGCCUGCUCAUGGCCGCCCUGCAGCUGGCCGGCGGCCGGCAGCAGCUGCCCGAGCUGCUGCAGCUGGCGGGGUUCGUGGGAAAGCAGCUGACGGCGGCGCGGCCCCAGCUCAGCGUGGAAGACGUGACGGUCGACGCUGCGAGGCGGCUGUUUCACGUGCACCACAGUCUGCUCAGAGUGAGCGCCGGCCGGGUGGUGGAGCUCCAGUCGCCGGCCCGACCAGCCGCCAGGGCUCGACGACCAGCUGACGGGCCUCGUCUGAAGGAGUCGACUCUGGCGGCCGUGGUGUCGCGAAUUCAGCUGCAGUUCUACGUGAACCCGCUGCUGCCGCAUAUAGCGGCAGAGGCGCUCCGGGGACUCGCCCGCCAGUCAGGUCGGCCCGAAGCCCGUCGCACCCUGUUCGAGCUGAUGUCCGUCGAAUUCCCCACGCUGGAGCGGUGGGACGCUGAACCAGAGUCUCCGUCAACAGACGCUAGAUGGCAGGACGUGCAGGCUCGACUGCUCCGACCAUUCCUGGAGGCCUACAGGGCGACCAUCGGCGCUCUCCUAGGUUCCCUGCCGUCGUCGGCGUCCCCGGUCGAGGUCCAGCUGUGGGCAGAGCAGCACGUGGACGUGCGUCGGCCGGCCGCCCACCUCUGUCUCUGCAGAGACGUGAUCUCCAACUGCUGCUCGGCCCUGGUGCGACUGGGCGCCGGCACUCGCGCAAAUCGGUCAGGGAACGGAGGCAAUGGAGGAAACGGAGGCAAUGGAGGAAACGGAGGUAACGGCUCUUCUACGGUGCAGUGGCGGCGGGAGCGUCUGGAGGCAGUGGCAGCCCUGCUGAACGAGGCAUGUCGGACGACAAACGCUCGCCUCUGACGGCCCGGCUCAGCAGCGGCUCACAACACUGCAGCUAAGCGGCCGUAUAGCCCGAACACAUCAGUCAGGGACACUGCCUAACGUGGCGCGCACAUUCUUCAUUUUGUGUUUGCGAGGGGUAUAUGAUAGUUCUGCGUACCAGUAUGCAGAGGCUUAUGCGAGGGGCUUUAGGGAAGGGUUGUGACGCAAGUUUGUAAGGGAUGAAAAAGGCAUCAACAGUCAAAAGACUCUGGGAGAGCGGUGUGGGAGCUGUCUAAGUCAGUGUCGGCAUGAGAAGCUUGAGUGGCAUUUACACUCAAUAGUCAAACAAGUCUAUUGGAGACUUAUUGGGGAGUUGUGUUAGUCAUUGUAAGUCUGCGAGACUAUAUAGGCAUCAACAGUCAAAAGAUUCUGGGAGACUCAUGGCUGAAGAGUUGUCUUAGUCAGUGUUAGUCUGCGAGAGACUAUAGAACCGUCAACCGUCAAAAGACUCUGGGAGACUGGCUGAAAGUUCUCUUAGUGAUAGUCUGCGAGCGAGUGACUAUAAAUGCGUCAAAAGUCAAGAGGCUCGGGGAGGCUGCCCAGGACUGUUGUCCUGGGCGAUUGUUAGUCAGUGUGUGACCUUACUAGUCUGUCUGCCAUUGUGACGCUCCAGAGUAAUUCCGGGCUAGUCAGGCAACUGUGAUUUACCGCCCGAACAGAGUAAAACCAACUGUCUUACCCCAUAGACCUGCAUGCGAUUAGGAGGGCAUACCGCCAACUUGACAUGGGCAAUGGGGAAGUUGUAUUUGGACUACCGGGCGGUUUUGAAUGUGAAGCACAUAUUUCCACAUGGAAAAUUCGCGCGGUAAACGAAUCACAGUCAUUUAUUAUUUGAACUAGGGCAUCUUCACUCUUAUAUUCAAGUGUGUGAAAUAUUGUUCAGAUUUUCGUUUGUUAGAUCUGCUUUUUCUACUUUUUUCGCUUGGUGUUUAGUUUUUUAUCUUUUCUUUUCGACACAUUUUCAUGAACGGUUUAUCCUUUAUAUGGGCAUUUUCCCGCGUUUUUGAUGGAUCACUCGUGGCUAUUUAUUUGGAUGCAUUUGGUGUGUUUGCGAUCAUGGGCACCUACCUAUUGCAAAUACAUUCUAUAAUAUAUA